CAACACAACUCCCCCAGUCAUCAUCACAUAUGUUUUACAUGUAUUAUUAUAGACACACGUAUACGGACAUCAACCAUGGUAUACGCAGAUUAUAACAACCACAGGCACGCACGCGCACGCGCUAUUAAGCAAAUUUAACUUUUUACAACGACCGCGGCGGCGGUGCCCAUCACGAGUAAAUUAUUUUUUUUUUUAUCUAAAUGCACCGACCCAGCCCCGCACAGUUUAAAUUAUCAUAAUCUCUUAACAAUCCUUAAUUGGACGAGACCGUUCAGGACGUCGAGAGCAUCGCUCACAAUACACAUUGACAUACAGUCCCUUGGUCCCGUCACGUCAUGAUCUCGCGUUCGAUAUUAUACCUAUUAUUAUAAUAUUGUUGUAGGUACACGCAUAUUACUUACGACACCCAACGUCGCGUCUUGGUUUAAUAUAAUAUAAUAAUAUACGAUUUCGCCCGAAUAGCCGAUAUUUUCGUUUACCUUUGAUGUGAUUUUAUUUUGUUUGAUUUAAAAAAAAAAUUGCUUGCCCCUUACUCCGAUCAAAAAUGUACCGUCUGUUUUUGGUACUGUGUUUGUGUUACGGUUUGCCGGGCCACGCGUCCUCGGAGGAAACAACCACUUCGGUGUACGAACACUGUGGAAAUCUGCAGCUUCAAGAAAACAUACAAAUUAAAUUGAUAACUGGUACGUGGUAUGUGAUCGAAAUUUUACAACACAAAACAGACGAUAGACUAUUUCAUGGAGAGAAAUUUGAAGUACCCACUUGUCCUUCUGUUUUCCUGACGCUGGCGGGUUCUGAUACAGAUCUGAAAUUGUAUUGGAACGAAGAUACAGGAGACAUUGAAUAUCUGUUCAAAAUUAAAGACAGAUCGACUCCGGGAUUCUGGCUGUCAUCUGGAUCACAAAAUGGGACCCUAGUGCAGGUGACCACCUACGAUCAGUUUGCGGGCAUGGUGUACGUGCGGAAGGCGAUCAGCAAUCACAUGGUGUUGACGUUCUGCUCGCCGAAUACGCAGCUGUACAGCGUGGUGUUGGCCAGGGACAAGACGUUGGACGCCAAGGAACUGAAGAGCAUCGUGAACCACAUGCACCUGCAAAAGUUGCCAAUCACGCAGACGAAACGCACGUGUCGCAGCUCGGCGUCCACAGCCCGGGCCACCGCUUGGAUGACCACAGCGUUCUGCUUGACGUACUUGGUGUGGUACUUGCGAGUCCACAAAUAGGUCACAACCGCGAGCGUCGCGCGCCUAUAUAUAUAUAUAUACACGUCGGGGCAAACGGACGCGCAAAACACACACACACACACACACACACACAUAUCCACCUACACAUACACACGCAUGCGGGCGCAGGGUCGGCGUUGCUCGAAGUUCCCGAAGGGGUAUUAAUUUAUGAUAAAUUGUAUAAUAGUCGACGGUUUCAACUCAGAAACUCGCCCCGGACGGAGUUUAGGAAAAUUAUUUUCAUAGGUAGGUAUAACAUCAUCGUUUCCGAAUGAUGUCUGAAGUCGACAACUUUAUCAGUUUCAUUUCGAUUAAAACUUAAAAUACAAUCCAUAUUGUAGGUAAUACUUAAGUCUUUUCAUAUCUAGGAUAUAUCAAAUAAUUUACCACCUAUCUAGUACCUAUAUUAAAAUAUAAUUAUAUACUUCGGGUUCCAGCAAAGUCUACUCGUAUACAUAUACUGCGGCAGUGAAUGUACAUUUUAAAAACCGUCGAAAUUAGUACGUAACUAUACUGCUUCUGUACUGCUGAAACAGAAUAUACGUCGUACGAGUAUAAGCCUAUUUUUAAACAGUAUUUCAUUAUAUUCGUUCCCACAUAAAACUUUUUAAAUUCAAUAUGUUUAAAUAAUAUCACUGCGUACCUACCUAUAAGACAGUGUACACUAUACAAAUAAGGUCACAGUGCUAUAAAAAUCCACGGUCUUUUACCCUUAACUCUACUCCGACCCUGCGCACACACAAGAAUGACAAUACUUAAAACGAUAGGAAAGGAAGAAAAAUAAAAAACGAAUAACUUAUCACUUCCAUACCCAACAUUGCGUUGUUGCCCGAACAAAUAAUUACGACAUAAUAAUAUACUUACCUAUAAUAUGUGUACCGUGCUCAAUUCAAGUUGUGCAAUAAAUACUGUUAAAAUCUAACAAUUCCGUUCAAUUUGUACUUUUGCUUAAUUUUUCGGAUCUCUUUAGUGCAUAGUGAUUUUGUUUUUUUGCGUACCUACAUACAUGCUACAACCUACCUAUAAAUUAUAAUAUUGUUUUAGUACACACAUUUAUUAACGUUUAAUUGGACGAAUACUAUUAUUAUUUAUUGCAGUACCUACUAUAACAUUAUAAUUCCACAAUGUUGGGUUACCUUUUUGUUUGUGAAAUUUAUCUUCUUAAAAACGAUUGUAUUGUUACAAUAACUACUUAGAUAUAAUUAUUAUUUACUAAAAUAUUUGUAAAUUGAAAAAAUGUUUUUUAUAAGAGUUUAUGAAAUUAAAUGUUUAUUACAAAUACCUUAUAUUAAUAUACAUAUAUUAUAUAUAUAUUGCAGUAAUCUAAGCAGCCAUACAACAGCUGUGAAAUAUGUUAGCUUCGCGCAAAUGUGUAUACUUUAUUCGUUUAAAUAAUAGAGCACAAUAAUAAUUGUAAAUGUACAUUAACUCGAAACACAUAUUGUAUCUAUUUGGAUAAAUAAAAAUAGACUCUACUUUUACAA
This is a messenger RNA of Myzus persicae (green peach aphid), 2706 nucleotides long. RefSeq lists its product as uncharacterized. The transcript is spliced from 3 exons. The coding region runs from base 545 to 1222 and encodes 225 amino acids. Lineage: Eukaryota; Metazoa; Arthropoda; Insecta; Hemiptera; Aphididae. The record is from RefSeq and is a predicted model, not a curated record.